Messenger RNA from Strongyloides ratti, 1467 nucleotides. Its product is annotated as Amine oxidase domain-containing protein. The record is from RefSeq and is a predicted model, not a curated record. The coding region runs from base 1 to 1467 and encodes 488 amino acids. Gene Ontology annotation, molecular function: polyamine oxidase activity. The transcript has 2 exons. Lineage: Eukaryota; Metazoa; Nematoda; Chromadorea; Rhabditida; Strongyloididae.
AUGUUAAUAAAAUUAUGUUAUUUAAUUUUAAUAUUAAAUAAUAAUUUAGUUGUUGCUCCUGAAACUAAAAACAAUGUUAAUAUUGCCAUUAUUGGUGCAGGGAUGUCUGGAAUGGCAGCAGGUGGAAAAUUAAUUGAAUUAGGUUAUAAUAAUAUUACAAUAUUUGAAGCUUCAACAAGAUUUGGUGGUAGAAUUAUGUCUAUACCAUAUAAAGAUGGUUUCUUACAAAUGGGAGCACAAUUUAUUAAUGGUGAUAAAAAUCCUAUUUAUGAUAUUGGUAAAUAUUUAAAUGUAAUUGAAGAUGAAUAUGCUGACUUGGGACAUUUUAAUGAGGCAAGAUAUUUUUUUGGUAAUUGUACUGUAGAAAAAAAAGAUAUUCAAAUAUUUAAAGAAUUUAUUGCUCCAUUAGAUAAUAAAUAUAGAAGUAUUGCUGAUAAAGAUGAAGAAGCUUCUAGAAUUCAUACUCCUGAAUCUAUUUAUAAAAUUGAUUAUAGAAGAUUUUUAAAAAAAAUUAAGGCUACUGAUAAACAAAAAAAUAUUUAUGAUGCAAUGUCACGCUCUUUUAGAUCAUACUGGGAAUUUGAGUGGGCAUCUAAAUGGAGUGAUCAAUCAUUAAGAAAUCUUGCUGAAUGGAAUGAUUUGGGUGAUAUAGGUGUUUCAUACUCUACAAAUAAAUAUGGUUACAAAGCAAUUGUUGAUUAUAUUAAAAAACGUGUACCAAAAGAAAAAUAUAAAUUUGGUAUUCGUAUAAAUAAAAUUCGUUACGAUAAUACUGGUGUCUAUUUAUCUGUAAAUGGUGAAGAAAUAAAUGAAAAAUUUGACCAUGUUAUAGUAACUUCUGCAUUAGGACAUUUAAAAAUUUAUCAUAAAAUGUUAUUUGAACCACAAUUACCAAAAUAUAAACAAAAGAUAAUUGAAACUGUUGGUUUUGGUAGUAGUCAAAAAAUAUUUUUUAUUUAUAGUAAACCUUUUUGGAAACCUCAACAUGUUUCAAUAUCUCCUUUACCAAUUAAAAAUUGUAAUCGUAAGGGUGAUAUUGAUGAAAUUGAAAGUGAAUUAAUUACAUUUCAAGUUGUUAAUUGGUCACCAAAUGUAUUGACAGCAUGGAUUGCUGGAGAUGGCCCAUUAAAAAUGGAUGAAUUAAAUGAUAUGGAACUAAGUGAGAAAGUUACAAAAUUAUUUCGUGAUAUGUUUUUAAAUGAAACUAUUCCAUUUCCAGAAAAAAUAAUUAGAACAAAAUGGCAUAAAAACGAUCUUUAUAAUGGGUCUUAUUCAUAUGUAAGUAAAGAACAAGCUCGUUUGAAAAUUAAACAUUGGGAAUUAUCAAUGCCUGUAAAAAUAAAUGGAAAUCCAAGAGUAUUAUUUGCAGGUGAAGCUACACAUCAUCGUAUAUUUGAAACAGCUAUUGGAGCUUAUCUUUCAGGAAGAAGAGAAGCAGAAAGAAUUCAUUUUUAUCAUACUAAUUGA